AUGGACCGAAACAACAAGAAGCCCCAAUCUGGCCAGGCAGCCUUCUACCAGGCUUUGGUCAACCCCGGUGGCGACGGCGGUGGCGCUGGCAAGACUAAGCGCAAGCGUGCUGGCGAUGAGCUUGUCCUCCGUUUGCCAGAACGAGCAGUCGAGGGGCUCGAUGACAGGCAAGGCAAUCGCUUGAAGCGUGGUCCUGGCCAUGAAAGGGUGCGCCGAAGAAUCCAAGGAAGCGGCUGCGGCGGCGGCACCGGUGACGGCUCAGAGUCGGAGACAUCGUGGUGGCGCGUACAUGACUCCGAGUCCGACGAGGCAUGUGAAGGCCAGGACCAGGACCAGAGUGACCAGAGGCCCGGGGGUGAAGGCGAAGGGGCGGUUUCAGGGGCUGAUUAG
This is a messenger RNA of Symbiodinium natans, 390 nucleotides long. The record is from the annotation of a GenBank genome assembly. Lineage: Eukaryota; Dinophyceae; Suessiales; Symbiodiniaceae.